Messenger RNA from Erythranthe guttata (spotted monkey flower), 1950 nucleotides. RefSeq names its product putative GPI-anchored protein At1g61900. Lineage: Eukaryota; Viridiplantae; Streptophyta; Magnoliopsida; Lamiales; Phrymaceae. Gene Ontology annotation, cellular component: plasma membrane. The record is from RefSeq and is a predicted model, not a curated record.
GUAGAAUUACUGCUUUUGUCCCCACUCACUUAAGCAGCUCAUUCAUGGCUGCCCCAACCCUCUUCAUCUCUACCCACAUCCCUCUCUUUACUCUUCUUCUCAAUUUCCCCCCCGAAUCUUUUCUUUUUUUCUCCCUUGAGCUCCAAUUCCAAUUCUCCUUCGUAAAUUCUCUUACAUUUCUUUUUUCUGCUUCUUCAAUUUCGCUGCAUUGUUAGCUAAUUUCAUUUCUCUGGUGCUGGAAGCAAGCUGGAAUGGCGGGAGGCCCGGCCCGAAUUGUCAAUCUAUUUGCUCUAAUUGAGCUCAUGCUUCUUCUUUGUACGCACAAAUCAUUUUGCGUCUCAAUGACGAAUUCCAAAAGUUCGAUACAAGCAGACAAAAAAGCAGACGUACUUUUACCGUACACUUCUCCAACCGCAUCUCCUCAGCCCUUUCUCCCUCUUCUCGCACCAUCUCCAUUAACUCCCUUCACAAACAGCACAAUCCCCCAAUUAUCCGGACUAUGCGUGCUGAACUUCACUUCCCUCACAAACAUGCUGACAGUGACAUCAACCGAUUGCAUGGCGGCAUUCGCACCGCUCUUGGCAAACGUAGUGUGCUGUCCACAAGUCGAGGCUACUUUGGUCAUUCUCAUCGGCCAAUCCAGUAAAUACACAAACACCCUUUCUCUAAACGGGACCACAUCAACCCACUGCCUUUCCGAUUUCGAGCAGAUUCUUGUGGGCCAGGGUGCAAAUGACAGCCUGUCGAAGAUAUGCUCUGUCCAUUCUUCGAAUCUAACGGAAGGUUCUUGCCCAGUCAGCGAUGUUUCCGAGUUCGAGAGCACAGUAGAUUCGCCCAACCUUCUCGCUGCAUGCGAGAAGAUUGAUAUUGUGAAUGAAUGCUGCCAGCAAAUCUGUCAGAACGCUAUUCUAGAAGCUUCUAGAAAGCUCGCUCAGAAGGCUUACAAUCUCUUGACCCUCGGCGAGACCCACGCGCUUUCGGAUCAUUCGAGUAGGAUUAAUGACUGCAAAAGCGUCGUGCUGAGGUGGCUCGCGAGUAAACUCGCGCCUUCUCGAGCGAAAGAAGUUCUUCGAGGGCUGUCCAAUUGCGGAAUCAAUAAAGUGUGUCCUUUGAAGUUUCCGAAUUUGGACCAUGUAAUAAAAGGGUGUGGCGGUGGAAUAAGUAAUCGUACGGAGUGUUGCGGUUCUUUGGAGAGUUACGUUUCUCACUUGCAGAGGCAGAGCUUCGUGACGAAUUUGCAAGCUCUAAAUUGUGCUGCGUUGCUCGGAGUGAAAUUGAGUAGAGCGAAUAUUACCGAAAAUGUGUACAGCCAGUGCCGUGUUAGCCUCAAAGAUUUCUCUCUUCAAGUUGGUGCUCAGGAAUCGGGAUGCCUAUUACCGAGCUUGCCAUCGGACGUAGUGUUCGACAGAACAACAGGUGUUAGCUUCGUCUGUGAUUUGAAUGAUAAUAUUCCAGCUCCUUGGCCUGCUUCCUCUCAGUUACCACCUUCAUCAUGCAACAAAACAGCUGUCAAAAUUCCUGCCCUUCCUGCAGUAGCUUCUGGUCAAACCAGUUUCGACAGCUCAGACAUGAACUCGUUUCUGUAUUUAACGGUGUUAGCUGCUCUCUCGAUUCUCAUUUAGCUUUCAGUAGAAUGAUUCGACUUUUGAUUGAUGAGAAUUACUAGAGAUUUGCUCAAAAACAUGGAAGUCCAUUAGAUCAAAAACAAAAUGGUCAACGUUCGAGCUAGGUGGGCCCCACCUGCAUUCAGGUCCGGCCGGUUACUCAUGUCUCAAAUUUACUCCGGUGACUAUUUUAUGGUUUAGAUUUCUUAUAGUUUUACCAUAUAUAUUAUAUAUAAUUCUUGUGUGCUUGUGUAAUAAGAAUUUUUUGUAAAGGAGGAUGAAAUAUAAUUCAUGUAAGAAAGAAUCUAUAAAAUUUAUAUAUUACCAUGUAGAUUUUUAGUUUGGA